Sesamum indicum (sesame) is the source of this 2402-nucleotide messenger RNA. Its product is annotated as phragmoplastin DRP1E. NCBI's taxonomy places the organism in Eukaryota, Viridiplantae, Streptophyta, Magnoliopsida, Lamiales, Pedaliaceae. Gene Ontology annotation, cellular component: membrane; cytoplasm; microtubule. Gene Ontology annotation, molecular function: microtubule binding; GTPase activity; GTP binding. The record is from RefSeq and is a predicted model, not a curated record.
GACCAAAAUUUUCCAACACUUUGAAAAUUCCCCAGUCCAACUUCGACACCUCCGAUUCUCUCUCUCUCUCUCUAAAUCCGCGUUCAUUUGGAGUCCUACCAGUUAUUCUUCUUCCUUCCUCUUCUCCAUUUGGUUUUGCUUAUGUUCUAAGCUUUUUGGAACUUGAAUUACGUGUGAAGUUUGGAGCCGAACGGUGAUCGCGCUUUCAGAUUUUGUUCUGUUGUUGUUGUUGUUGUCGUCGCGGUAGGAGAGAGUUGAAUAUUCAACUUUGGAGAUGGCGACGAUGGAGAGUUUGAUUGGACUGGUGAACAGGAUACAGAGAGCAUGCACCGCCCUCGGAGAUUACGGUGGUGACGAGCAGGCUUUUUCCUCUCUCUGGGACGCUCUACCCUCCGUUGCCGUCGUUGGUGGCCAGAGUUCGGGGAAGUCGUCGGUGUUAGAGAGCAUUGUAGGACGAGAUUUUCUUCCUCGAGGCUCUGGCAUUGUUACAAGGCGGCCAUUGGUGUUGCAAUUGCAGCAAACAGAGGAAGGGGAGCAGGAAUAUGCAGAAUUUGGACAUUUGCCUCAGAGGCGAUUCACUGAUUUCUCCUUGGUUCGCAAGGAAAUUCAGGAUGAAACUGAUAGAGUAACUGGGAAAACAAAACAGAUUUCUCCUGUUCCUAUUCACCUAAGCAUCUAUUCACCCAAUGUUGUCAACUUAACACUGAUUGAUCUUCCUGGUUUGACAAAAGUUGCUGUUGAGGGGCAACCAGAAAGUAUAGUCCAAGACAUUGAAAAUAUGGUUCAGUCAUAUGUUGAGAAGCCCAACUGCAUCAUACUGGCAAUAUCUCCAGCGAACCAAGAUAUUGCAACUUCAGAUGCCAUUAAGCUUGCAAGGGAAGUGGAUCCAUCAGGAGAACGCACCUUUGGGGUGCUGACAAAACUGGAUCUGAUGGACAAAGGAACUAAUGCGCUUGAUGUUCUGGAAGGAAGGUCUUAUCGCUUGCAACGUCCCUGGGUGGGUAUCGUCAAUCGUUCACAAGCAGAUAUAAAUAAAAAUGUGGAUAUGAUGGCUGCUAGACAAAAAGAGCGUGAGUAUUUUGCUACAAGUCCUGACUAUAGUCACUUGGCGAGUAAAAUGGGCUCUGAGUAUCUUGCGAAGCUUCUCUCCAGGCACUUGGAAUCUGUAAUUAGGGCGAGAAUUCCAAGUAUUACUUCAUUGAUUAACAAAAGCAUUGAUGAGCUCGAAUCUGAGCUGGGCCACCUUGGGAGGCCUAUUGCUGUUGAUGCUGGGGCUCAAUUGUACACCAUAUUGGAACUUUGCCGUGCUUUUGACCGGAUAUUCAAGGAGCAUCUAGAUGGAGGCCGACCAGGAGGUGAUCGCAUUUAUGGAGUUUUUGACAAUCAGCUGCCAGCUGCUUUGAGAAAACUCCCAUUUGAUCGACAUCUUUCGCUUCAAAAUGUCAGAAAAAUUGUUUCAGAAGCUGAUGGUUAUCAACCACACUUGAUUGCUCCAGAGCAAGGCUACCGACGGCUUAUAGAGGGCUCUCUGAGUUAUUUUAGAGGGCCUGCUGAAGCAUCUGUGGAUGCUGUUCAUUUUGUACUGAAGGAACUCGUGAGGAAGUCAAUUGCAGAGUGUCAGGAAUUGAAACGGUUUCCAACUCUGCAAUCAGCUAUAGCAGGAGCAGCAAAUGAAGCUUUGGAAAAGUUUCGUGAGGAAAGCAAGAAAACAGCGCUUAGAUUGGUUGACAUGGAAGCUGCGUAUCUGACUGUUGAAUUCUUCCGGAGACUCCCCCAGGAAGUUGAGAAAACAGGAAACCCAGGGGGUAACCCUCGGGAAAACACAGCAGCAGGAAACCCAGGGGGUAACCCCAGGGAAAACACAGCAGCUGCUGCGACUGUUGAUCGUUACUCAGAGGCACACUACAGGAGGAUAGGUUCAAAUGUAUCGUCCUACAUAAAUAUGGUCACUGAAACUCUGAAGAACACGAUUCCCAAGGCAGUAGUUUACUGUCAAGUCAAGGAAGCCAAACAGAAUUUGCUUAAUUACUUUUACACCCAAAUCGGGAAGAAAGAGGGUAAGCAACUAGCUGACUUAUUGGAUGAAGAUCCGGCAUUGAUGGAGAGGAGACAGCAAUAUGCAAAAAGACUUGAACUAUACAAGAAAGCAAGGGACGAGAUUGACUCUGUAUCAUGGGCUCGAUGAGGUAUGCAUGGUAGAAAUAUUUUGUAUGUUAAUAUAGUUUACAGAAGCAACAUAGCAGAAUAUUGAUUGAUAACAGAAUGCAGCGACUUACGUUUUGUAUUCUAUCCACAUUCAUUCUUGCAUUAUUUGGCUCGAUAUUAGGUUUUUGAUUCCUGAUAUCCAUUGUACCUGCUGUAAAUCUGAGACUUGCAUUGGCGUAUAGAACGAAUUUGUGGCC